UCAUUUUCUUUCUUUCUAACCAAUAGUUUAGCUCGUUCAAAAAAAAAAACCAAUAGUUUAGCUUGGAUUGGGUGAAGCCAUGAAAUAUGGAUCCAGAAUUCUCUCCCCUGCAGUCCUUGGAUUCCUCAACUCCCCGCCACCAUAUUUGGACAAAUAUUAUCAAUUGAGCUUUGAGUAAUAAUUAUUUUUAAUUCUUCUCAACUCUCACCUGCAACCUGAUAAUAUUUUUUAUUAUAAUGAGAAUAUUUUAAUUAUUCAUUUUAUUAAACAUGGAUGAGUUGGAAAAAGGGAAGGAAAGAAAAACAACAGUCAAGUAGAUUUGUCUAUGACUAUGAGAGUAUGAGUUUUACUUCCCAGUCAACCUUAUUGUCAACAAAUUAUUCUUCCCCAUUUUGUUGAACUUUGUCUAGUCAUUACUGUUAAAAUGUCUUUCUUGUUUUGCUUAUGAAUAUGAUGAUGAUUGAACUUGUUCCAAUCAUUCUUCACCCCGAAUGGGAACUUCCUCAGGGAAGUAAGUUGGUGGAGCUAAUUUCUAAGAAUAGUAAUAAUAAGUGAUUAUUGGUUUAUCCGAUUUUGAUAUUGAACAGAUAUCGUAAAACUCUCAACAUGUGACACUCGUUAUUUGUUUUGUUUGUUUAAGUUUACAGUUGUUUAUCGAAAAACUCACUUUUUGAUAUAUCUAUCCGUUGGUUGGACAGGUGUUGAUAUCAUGUUUAUGACGUCUGAUUAUGUGCUUUCUCAUCGUAUUAUAUUGUUCAGUUCAUCGAAUCAAAUGUUAAAAAAAGAGAGGUACUUAUGUAUUCACAUUUUGUACACAAACAUUAAUGUCAAUCCCUAACUCUAACAAUUGGAGUGACAUAAUCACGUACUUACCGUCUACCUCAUUCAACAACCUGGAUACAAUUACCAGCUAAAAUGAAAAAAAAAACAAAAAAAAAAAAACAUGGUCCAUGAAACCGUACCAGAGAUCGUAUCGGAAAAGUCAACAGUAGGGUAUUUUAUGGUAAAACCGUGAAUAAACCAUAGUUCAACCAUUAAUACCGUUAAAUACCGCUUAUUGAUUUAGUCUCCGAUACUGUUAUUUUGUGGUCGAACCACUACGGUUUAAUGGACCAUGAAAAAAAAAAAAAAUUGGGAGUACACGAACACAUGUUGCUGCCAUUCUUACAGCUGUCUAUAUACCUUCCAUCUCUCCCUAAGCUCACCACCGAAAGGAAAACAAAAAGAAGGAAAGGAAAUGAAAUGAACUUGUAGGAGAAUUCUUGCUCCCUCUUCUCUGCUUCCCUUCUCUUCUAGAGGAAGCCCUUCUGACAGUACAAAAAAACAUCUCCUCUAGCUGCCGCCUCCCCCACAAUGUGCUUCUUGUAAGUAUUAUCUGUUAUAGCUGUUCAUCCUCCACUGCCUGCACUUUCCCAGUCGGUGGAGUGAGCUUUCAUGGAUCUACUGCUUCCUUCAUUUCUGCAACUUCCGGAAAUGGGUUUCGUUCUUUUCCUAGUUUUGGGAUCUGGGUUCUGAAAAUAUUCGUGUUUUCCUUCUUGGGUUUUCUGGAUGCUGGUCCCUUUUUUAAUUUUUACUUGAUUUAGUUAAAAAAAAAGGACAGUGAGUGAGCGAGUGAGUAAGUACAGAAGCAACAAAGAGGGAGAAAGGGGGGAAAAAGAGCACAGAAAUGGCUCCAAGGUUAGGUUUUUCGGUGCUGAUGGGGAAGGAGAGCAAGAAUGGUGGAGGAACUCCGGUGGUGGUGAAAAUGGAGAACCCAAACUACUCGGUAGUUGAAAUCGACGGCCCCGAUGCUGCAUUCCGGCCGGUGGACAAGAGCAGAGGCAGAAACGCGAAGCAAGUCAGAUGGGUUUUGCUUCUCAAAGCUCACCGCGCCGUCGGCUGCGUGGCCUGGCUCGCCGGUCUCUUCUGGGCAUUGCUUGGAACCAUCAAAAAGCGCCUCUUUUUCAGGGAAGGGGUCACAGUCGCCACUGAGAAGCUCGGCAAAGGGAAGUUGGUCCUUCGUGUUAUCAGGGUUUUCUUAGUCACUUCUCUGGUAAUUUUGGGGUUUGAAGUUGCUGCUUAUCUCAAAGGCUGGCAUUAUUUCGAGGCGUCUGCUGCUGCUGAAUAUCUUCAUCGGAUUCCAAUGGCUGCUCCCAAUUUGCUGCACAUGGUCUAUGUUGCUUGGCUGAAUUUUCGAGCCGAUUACAUCGCACCAGCCAUUAUGGGUCUCUCCAAUUUCUGCGUCGCUCUGUUCCUUGUGCAGUCUGUGGACCGUUUGGUGCUCUGUUUAGGUUGUUUGUGGAUCAAGUUUAAGAGGAUUAAGCCAGAGAUUCGGGGAGGAGAUCCCUUCAAGUCUCCAGAUAUUGAGGCCUUGGAUUAUAAGUGCCCCAUGGUUCUUGUUCAAAUUCCAAUGUGUAAUGAGAGAGAGGUGUAUGAUCAGUCAAUCUCUGCGGUUUGCCAGCUCGAUUGGCCGAAAGACAGGAUCUUGAUCCAAGUUCUUGAUGAUUCGGAUGAUGUGGACAUCCAGUGGUUAAUUAAAGGAGAGGUUGAUAAAUGGAGACAAAAGGGGGUCAACAUUAUCUAUAGGCAUAGGCUGCUUAGAACUGGUUACAAAGCUGGAAACCUCAAUUCAGCAAUGGGCUGUGAAUAUGUCAAGGAUUAUGAGUUCGUUGCAAUUUUUGAUGCUGACUUCCAGCCUAACCCUGACUACCUCAAGCUGACCGUGCCACAUUUUAAGGACAAUCCUGAACUGGGGCUGGUUCAGGCGAGAUGGUCAUUUGUGAACAAGGAUGAAAAUUUGCUGACUCGUUUACAGAACAUCAAUCUGUGUUUCCACUUCGAGGUUGAACAGCAAGUUAAUGGUGUCUUCAUGAAUUUCUUUGGCUUUAAUGGAACUGCUGGUGUUUGGAGAAUCAAGGCCCUCGAGGAAUCCGGUGGAUGGCUCGAGAGAACAACUGUCGAGGACAUGGACAUCGCUGUUCGUGCCCAUCUCAAUGGCUGGAAAUUCAUCUUCCUUAAUGAUGUCAAGGUCCUCUGUGAACUUCCUGAGUCCUAUGAAGCUUAUAGAAAACAGCAGCAUCGCUGGCAUUCCGGCCCAAUGCAGCUUUUCCGCUUGUGUCUUCCUGCAAUAGUAACAUCCAAGAUAGCAUUAUGGAAGAAGGCAAACUUGAUAUUCCUCUUCUUCCUACUGAGAAAGCUAAUCCUGCCAUUCUAUUCCUUCACACUAUUCUGCAUAAUCCUCCCACUGACCAUGUUCGUCCCAGAAGCCGAACUCCCACUGUGGGUCAUCUGUUAUGUCCCCAUCGUAAUGUCGUUCAUGAACAUCGUUCCAGCUCCCAAAUCUUUCCCUUUCAUCGUCCCUUACCUUCUUUUCGAAAACACAAUGUCUGUCACCAAGUUCAACGCGAUGGUCUCCGGGUUAUUCCAGUUGGGAAGCUCUUAUGAAUGGGUCGUUACGAAAAAGGCUGGCAGGUCAUCAGAAUCAGACCUACUGGCUGCUGCUGAGAGGGAAUCGAAGCCCUCGAUGAUCCAGCCUCAGUUACACAGAGGAGCUUCAGAAAGUGAGAUUGGGCAGUUGAGUUUACUGCAGGAGAAGGCAGAAUCAGUGUCGAAACCGAAGAAGAAGGUGAACAAAAUAUACAGGAAGGAGUUGGCUCUAGCAUUCCUAUUGCUCACAGCUUCAGUCAGGAGCUUGUUGUCUGCUCAAGGAGUCCAUUUCUACUUCCUUCUGUUCCAAGGUGUGACCUUCCUCUUGGUCGGUUUGGACCUCAUUGGAGAGCAAAUGAGCUGAGAGAAGCUUUGGAAGAUGCAUGCAUGCAUACAAGGAAGGCAGCCCUUUUUCCCCUACUACUACUCUCUGCAGAUUCAUCUUGUUGGUAUCUGGCUGGCUGCAACAAAAAGGAAGUAGUACUUUCUCGUUCCUUUUUUUUAACUUGAAUAAAUGCAAAUUUCUGUCUCUCCCACAUUUAGUUUGAAGACAUUUUUAGGAUUCUUAUAAUUCUUUUUUCCACCUCCGCCCAUUUCCUCUUAUGAACACAACAGCAUAUCAUUAUCACCUCUUUGAUUUGUUUUUAUUUCUUAUAGGAGGGUUUUCUUCUAGCCUUUUAUUUGAAUUCAAGUGAUCAUUGGUUGUUGUUGGCUGUCAUAGACAGUGAUUCUAGUGGAGUUUAGAUUCAAGUAAACGAUCUGGGGCAGCUGUAAAAAACCAGGGGAAAAAAAUACAGUUAAAAGAGUGAGGUCCAGGUUAUGAGAUUGCUUUCCUUCCUCCUGUAGUGUUUUGUAAGGGAGAUGGUAUCAGACUCUGUAAGAUAACACUUUUGUGAUGUAAAUUCGAAAUUCUUCCACCCGUUUUAUUGAUUUGUUUCAUAUAACAGCACAUAAUCAUGUUUGUCAUAUCUGUAUCUCUGCAUGCUCUUCAUUUCUCUGCAACAAAGUGCAAUCAGCCCUGCUAUGAUAUGACCAGCCCUGAAGAGAAAGUAACUUCAUGGGUUUUUCCCAGAUUGCUCCAUGGAUUCCUCGUGAGGGAAAAGGGUAACACGUUGGGAACUCCAUGGAUGAAAAAUGAACCACUUUGGAAGUUACAGAAAUCAGUCAGCUGUCUUAUAUUUAAUACCAGCUUUAAGGUAAAGGAAAGGACAAGAGGGAAAAGGAAAGUGUCGGCAGGGGAAGGCAAAAGGAGGUAAAUUUGUGUUGUGGUGGCUGAGGUUUGAGUUGGUGUAGCAAUCAAAGAGCACUUGACUGAAAGGUUACUGGUAGUUGUAUUAAGCAGAAAAGGGGGACCUUUCUUUUUUCCAUUGUUUAUGGAAGGAAGGAGACAAUCGAUCUUUUGUGGGCAUAUGAUGAUUCUUGUGUUCUUUUAUAUUGGGCUGGUGGGUCGCUGGCUGGCUCAUAAUUAAGAAACAACAACACAGCAGAAACGAUCACUCUUUGUCUGAACUUGACAUUCUACCGGUUUUCCAACGUGUCUGCUUGUGCUUCUGUUUGUUGCUAUUACUCUUCUUUUUUGUUUCGCCUACUCAAUUACGCUCUGUUUGGCAACAAGGGGGGUGCAAAUUGUAGGAGGGUGCAAGUUGAGGUGCAAAUUGUUGGGGGGUGCAAAUUGCUGGGGGGUGCAAAUGGAGGGGUAAAUUGUUGUUUGGAUGAAAAAGUAGGGGGGUGCAAAAUGAUGUAAGAAAGAGUUUUAGAUUAUUAUAUAUAAAGAGUAAAUAUAAUAAUAUGAAUGUUAUAUUAUACAUAGGUAGUAAAAUACGGUACGCGAAAGUUGUGUAUAAAAUACGUACGGAUAUUUUACUUCGUCUCUAACCGAAUGUUACGUUUAACAGUCAUAAAUAUAUAUAAAAAAUUUAUUUUAAAAUUAAAUAAAUAUAUAAAUAAUAUUAAAUUGAACAAUUUAAUUCAUUAAAUACGGAUAUUAAACGUGUUAUACGGGUUUUAUACGCGUUGAGUACGGGAGCCAUCAAAUGAACGAAAAUAAACGAAACGGCUUCACAAUAAUAUGGAUACAGAAGUUUUAAACAGAUACAAUAUGUACGAGUACAUAUACGUAUAUUAAACGGAGUAUUUACUUACUAUGAUAUUAUACUUAUGGUAUCUUACUAGUGAUAAAAUAAUACGUAUCUCAUGAA
Messenger RNA from Linum trigynum, 5603 nucleotides. NCBI's taxonomy places the organism in Eukaryota, Viridiplantae, Streptophyta, Magnoliopsida, Malpighiales, Linaceae. The record is from the annotation of a GenBank genome assembly.